UGCUGUCACAUAAUUUGCAUACCACCGAACAACGUGGAAAAUUUAUCCAAUCAAAGUGUAAAGUUUUAAAUACCAUAUUUGCAUACUAGCUCUACAAAUAUCCUGAGUGAUGUUUCCACGACAUACUUUUUUCUUUAACUUGGCGUGUUGUUCGUCAUGCCUGAGCCGGCCAAGUCCGUUCCCGCCCCGAAGAAGGGCUCCAAGAAAGCGGUGACCAAAGCCCAGAAGAAAGAUGGCAAGAAGCGCAAGCGCAGCCGCAAGGAGAGCUAUUCUGUGUACGUGUACAAGGUCCUGAAGCAGGUCCACCCGGACACUGGCAUCUCGUCCAAGGCCAUGGGCAUCAUGAAUUCUUUCGUCAAUGACAUCUUCGAGCGCAUCGCGGGCGAGGCGUCGCGCCUGGCACAUUACAACAAGCGCUCGACCAUCACGUCCAGGGAGAUCCAGACGGCCGUGCGCCUGCUGCUGCCCGGGGAGCUGGCCAAGCACGCCGUGUCCGAGGGCACCAAGGCUGUCACCAAGUACACCAGCUCCAAGUGACCCCAGCAAAAAAGUGCUUUUCGUGGUUAGUCUCAAAGGCUCUUUUAAGAGCCACCCACUUUUUCAGCACAAGAGCUGUAAUGAUUCGUCUCUAAUAUAACUGCGAUAAUAGACUCAAUUUU
Molecule: messenger RNA, 659 nt
Organism: Orcinus orca (killer whale)
Lineage: Eukaryota; Metazoa; Chordata; Mammalia; Artiodactyla; Delphinidae
Product: histone H2B type 1-C/E/F/G/I-like
Exons: 1
Coding region: 157-537 (126 amino acids)
Cellular component (GO): nucleosome
Molecular function (GO): protein heterodimerization activity; DNA binding; structural constituent of chromatin
Source: RefSeq, a predicted model, not a curated record